Mugil cephalus (flathead mullet) is the source of this 1501-nucleotide messenger RNA. RefSeq lists its product as uncharacterized. Gene Ontology annotation, cellular component: plasma membrane. Bases 64 to 963 code for a protein of 299 amino acids. NCBI's taxonomy places the organism in Eukaryota, Metazoa, Chordata, Actinopteri, Mugiliformes, Mugilidae. The record is from RefSeq and is a predicted model, not a curated record. The transcript has 7 exons.
AUUAGAAGCUGCGCAGGGGGUGACGACUGUUUGAGUUUGAUACUCAAAAGGCUUUUUACAACCAUGAACGCUCUUCUGGUUGUCGCUGUGGUCGCCCUGAUCCACGGAAGCUAUGCAACUUUGCUCAUUAAAGGGCCAAAGGAGGUCAUGGAGGGAGACACGUUGAUGCUGGAGUGUGUCUACUCAGACUCAGAUCACAACAUCAGCCAGGUCCAUUUUGAGGUCUACCUCAAGUACAUGCACGGCUGGCGUACUGUCUGGGAGAGUGAUUUCUCAGUUUGCUUCUAUAGGAUGCGAGUGCACCGGAUUGCGGACAAACUGUUCCUGUCUAUUCCUCGUGCAGGAAGGCUCUACGAGGGGCCCUACCGCUGUGUGUCAGAUGUUGACAAUGUGACUGAGCCAGACAACUCCUCCCAGCCUUUGGCCGUCAAAGUGCAAUACAUGGAUGAGCUGUCACUGUCCAGGGAAGGCUACAGCAGCUACCUGGCUCAGCCGCAGGAAGUGAGGGUGCGGCUCGGAGAUGACGUGGUGGUGAAGUGCUCUACCAGCUCAUCAGAGGAGCCCAGCUACUUCUGGCACAAAGAGGGUAGCGACUGGAUCCUGCCCUCCUCCACGCUGACGCUGAAGAAGGUGACUGAGAUGGAUGAAGGACGGUACACUUGCAGGGCCGAACAUCCAUCUGUAGAGUCCCUCAGCAAGAAACGCACCCUCAGCAUCACCGUGCUGCCUGAGGAUGCCGGCUGGUACGAGACCAGUAACGGCCGUCUCUUGCUGAUGACCUCGGCAGCGGCUGUGUCUCUCGUGGUGUUCAUCCUCUCCAUGAGCGUGUUCCUGUGCCGAAGGGCCAAGCAGAACAAGACCAGCAAGGGGCCCAUUGAUGACCGGUCUCAGAAAAAGCCCAUCUACAAAGCAAGCGUGGAGUCCCUGCCCUCCACCACUGGAGACAAACAGCCACUGGUGUGACAGCUCGGGCAGGUGGACGGGAGAAGGAUGGAGCGAGAGACGAGGGCGAUAGUGUGGGUGGCCAAAAGAUAAGAAUAUGGAUAUUGUGAGACAGCUUGGAAAGCAUAAUCAAAAUCAGUUGCACGCUGUGUUUUAAAAAAAAAAAAAAAAAACGCGCGAGGGGCAAAUGAAACCGAAACAGGUUUGCUUGUGGGUGUGGGCUGCAGCUCUGACUCUUUGGUAUAAAGGUGGACAAUUUUCUUUUUAUUUAUUCUGAAGCGCGCAAAAUGGUGGGCUACAUUCUUAGCAUAAUGAUGAUGAAGGAUCUUGUGUACUUGUGUAAGAUCCAUAAAGGCUCCACAUGUAAUUCUGUCUUUUCUGUUGCGCGCAUAAUUGCUCAGCUGUGUAUAAUGAAUGAACCAUUUGGCGGCUGAAAACAUCUUUGAGGAAGCUAUUAUAUUCUCUUUACGGAGACAGCUCUCAAGCACAUGGCAUCGUAAUAUUUUAUUUACUGUACUUUGGAUUUCUUUGAUAUUAAAGGGCUUUCCGAUGAUUGGUA